UGAGAAGUAAAGAGGUACUUCCAAAUCUGAACCUCAAUCAGUAACUUUUUGCGGUGACUCCCCCAAAGUCGUCACUCCACAUUCGCAUUCGACUCGACGUUUGCAGGCAAACAUGGCGGCGGACGGUGAUGAACCAAUUUCAGACCAAGAAAAGGUUCGAGUCGUAUCAGAUUUUAUACUUCAUUCUCCACCCGGAGAAUUCAAUGAAGUCUUUAAUGAUGUUAGGGUAUUGCUUCAUAAUGACACACUGUUGAAAGAAGGAGCAUCAGGGGCAUUUGCACAAUACAACAAGGACCAGUUGACACCUGUCAAAAUUGAAAAUGCUGAUCACCAGGUGCUUAUCACUGAGCACAAUGAUUUGGGCUCAAAUCGUUUCUUUGAUGCACGCUCUAGACAGAGCUUUAAGUAUGAUCAUCUUCGAAGAGAAGCUUCAGACUUUCAGGCUUGGGAACCAGAUGCGGCCUCUGAAUCAUGGAGAGCUGCUCUUGAAACAGAGUUCAUAAACUAUACAAACGCUCACUAUAAGCAUGGAGUUUGCAGUGUGUUUUCAAAGAGCCAGAAUGGUGCUACAACUCUUACAGCAUGUAUAGAGGACCAUCAGUUCCAACCCAAAAACUACUGGAAUGGUCGAUGGCGAUCCCAAUGGUCUGUUACCUUCUCAUCUGGAAGUGCAGAAGUGAGAGGAAUCUUGAAGGUACAGGUUCAUUAUUAUGAAGAUGGAAACGUGCAGCUGGUGAGCUCCAAGGAUGUGAAAGAGGAAAUUCUCACAAUAACGAAUGAACAGCAGACAGCAAAGGAAUUCGUUCGGCUUGUGGAAGAAGCAGAGAAUGAGUAUCAAACAGCCAUUUCUGAAAAUUACCAAACUAUGUCAGACACAACUUUCAAGGCUCUUCGGCGCCAGUUACCAGUCACUCGAACAAAAAUUGAUUGGAAUAAGAUUGUUUCUUACAGCAUUGGAAAAGAGCUGAAAAGCCAAUGAUGAUUGUUGUGGUCCUUUGUGACCUUUUAUAGCUAGUAUUGGGGAAGGGAGACUGUGGCCAUGUAUCUGCAUGUGCGUUUUUAUUACCUUUGGGUGUAAAUAAUUGAUUGAUUGCGGAAAUGAUUAACUACUGUUGAUAGAUUCUUUGUUGCUGAAGUCACAAUGACAAGCCAAGUCUGAUGUAUGUAUAUCCAUUGUGUCACUUGUAUUUCUUUCUGUAAUAAUUUGGUUCAUCCUUAACUAAUGUACUAACAUCAUUAGUUUGGUGCCUGAAUGAAGGGAAGAAGUGCUUUUUCAUCAGAACAGGAACACCUGUUCAAAUUUCAGCAAAUAGGAGAAUGAUUCGAUUCAGUCUGUUUUUGUUUUAUAUAUUAUUAAAACACUGUUUUUGCUUAUUAACAUAUGUACAAAACCCUUUUUCACUUUUGUAAUGAGAUUUGUUAUGCUUCAAUAGUGAUGAAGAAUGUUUUGUUCCUUUUUUUCAGUAUUCUGCUUAGUGUAUUUUCCCCAUUACUUGCUGAGGUUGCGUAUAUUUUGCCUUAAUCGAAGUGAAUUGAGUGUUUGAAUUGUUUACAAAUUAUGUUGACCGUCAUAGUCUACAGUUGUUUUGUUUCAUUUUGUCCAUUAGUGAAUUGUGUUGGCAUUGAAUUCUGCCUGCAACCUAUCAUUUGCAGUUGUACAAAUGAUGCAUUAAUUGUGGCUUAAAUUGAAUCUUAAUGCAUUCUUUCAGUUUCAUCUUAUCUGAUAUACUUUUGUUGCUUACCUUACAUUGCUUUGCAGAUGGCUUUUUUUAAAUCAUUAUCUAAGGUCGACUUAAAUUGGGUAUUGUUUCUGGAGAAGAUUUGUUUGUGCCAGUGAAAUAUGUGGGUAUGUUGUACCAGUAAGACCACUUACAAUUUUGUUACUGUUUACAUGGCAUAAAUGCUAUUUGGCAUUUGUAAAAGAUUUCAUCUGACCACUUGCUUAGAGACAUUUUUUAGAUUGACAUAUUUUACAACAAUGAUGUUUCCAUGAUGCAUAUUUUUGUUUUAAUUGUAGAUGAACACUAUUCUUGUCACUGCCAUGUAAACAAAAGUGCAUUGUAAUUUUCUAUUAUUUUUGGGGAACUUGAACUUGUGUAUAACAUCAUGCCAUCAUUUGUUCUUUGCCCAAUGGGAUGUUUGCAACUUAAAUGACUGGAAUGAAAUUGCUAUGGCAGAGAACAAUUAAAUUUAGAAUUGUCAUGAGACUUGAUAUCCUGCCAUUGUUUUAAAACAUGAACUUUCAGAGAAUAUCAAGUCACUCCUUAUGCUGUUUAUGUUCUUUGGAAAAUGAUGAAAUCUCCUCCUGUUUGCAUAUGAUGUGGGUUAUACUCAGCAUAUGAAAGAAACACUUUGAAUAUUGUUGUAUCCUGUUAUGACUAUACUUUCAAUAAAAUUAUAGGUUCCUUUUGGACCUUUCUUUAUAAUA
Molecule: messenger RNA, 2428 nt
Organism: Thrips palmi
Lineage: Eukaryota; Metazoa; Arthropoda; Insecta; Thysanoptera; Thripidae
Gene: cpa
Product: F-actin-capping protein subunit alpha
Exons: 7
Coding region: 113-979 (288 amino acids)
Biological process (GO): actin cytoskeleton organization; barbed-end actin filament capping
Cellular component (GO): actin cortical patch; F-actin capping protein complex
Molecular function (GO): actin filament binding
Source: RefSeq, a predicted model, not a curated record